AUGACGCUUGUACUUGGUCAACCAGGGUCGGGGAAGUCGUCGUUGCUGCAACUGCUUAGCGGUCGGUUCCCUCUGGAGAACAACAACGUCGCCCUUGAAGGUGAGAUCGCGUACAACGAUGAGCCUCGUGAAUCGCUGGAUCGCCGCUUACCGCAGUUUGCAGCCUACGUCGCCCAGCAAGACCUGCAUUUGUCCACUCUCACGGUCCGUGAGACGCACGAGUUCGCUCACACGUGCAGCACUGCGUACUUCGGCAACCAUGUUGAGGAACUGUUGAGUCGCGGAGCUCAGCCUGAAGACAACGCAGAGGUUCAAGCUACAGCACGCUCGUUGUUGCGUCACUUGCCGCAGAUAACGUUGGAGCUUCUCGGCCUGCAGCAGUGCGCAGACACGAUCAUUGGCGGCAAUUUACUGCGCGGGGUGUCCGGUGGCGAGCGCAAGCGCGUUACUACCGGAGAAAUGCUGGUAGGCUUCAAGCUGGCUCUGUUCUUGGAUAGUAUCACCACUGGCCUCGACAGCGCUGCAGCCUUCGACAUCAUUUCAAGUCUGCGUGGCCGAGCACGAUCCUUUGGCCAGACUGUCGUAGCAGCACUACUGCAGCCAGCGCCUGAAGUCUUCGAACUAUUCGACGACGUUCUGCUGCUGAUGGGCGGUCGCGUGGCUUACCACGGUCCUGUAAGUGAGGUGCGAGGCUACUUCGAAGCACUAGGCUUCUAUUGUCCUCCAGGACGCGACUUCGCCGACUUCCUCAUGGAUCUGGGCACUGAAGACCAACUUCGGUACCAAACAAUUGCUCUACCGUCCAACCAGGCCCUUCCGCGUACGGCGAAGCAGUUCGCUGCCGUGUUUUCGGGCUCUUUGAUCCAUCAGCGGAAGUUGCAGGAACUGCAGACUCUGGUGGACCCAGGCAUUGUGGAAGGCGCACACAAGUACAUGGAUACUAUUCCUGAGUUCCAGCAAGGCUUCGUUGCGAGUACAUGGACCCUCGUGCGCCGUGAAAUGCUCGUGCUGAGCCGCAACGUCGCGUUCGUGGUCGGACGAGCAGUGAUGACGGUGAUCAUGGGGCUGUUGUAUGCGAGCACGUUCUACGACUUCGACGCCACCGACGUGCAGGUGAUCAUGGGGGUGGUCUUCUCCGUGAUCUUCUUUGUGUCGCUGGGCCAGGCCGCGCAAAUCCCGACCCUGUUUGAAGCUCGCGACAUCUUCUACCGCCAGCGUCGAGCCAACUUCUAUCGGUCCUCGUCGUUUGUGCUUGCUAGCGCAUUGAGCCACAUACCAGUGGCGUUGUUCGAGACGUUUGUCUUCGGAUCGCUGAUUUACUGGUUGUGUGGGUUCGUGCCUGAAGCUGAACUGUUCGUGCGCUACGAGGCCAUCGUGUUUCUCUCCAGCUUAGCGUACGGAGCCUGGUACUUCCUGUUGGUCGCCCUUACGCCCAACAUGAACGUGGCGAUGCCGAUGGCGAUGCUGUCCGUGCUCGUCAUGGCCACGUAUGCAGGCUUCGCUAUCCCGAAAGACCAGCUUCCGGACUACCUGCUCUGGCUGUAUUGGGCGAGCCCGGUCGCUUGGGGCAUUCGCGGGCUGGCUGUCAACCAGUUCCGGGCUGCACGCUUUGACAUCUGCGUCUACGAAGGCGUCGACUACUGCAGUCUUUCGGGUGGCACCAUGGGCGAGUACUACCUCUCACUAUUUGACGUACCGGCGAGCAAAAGCUACGUGGAUCUCAGCAUGGUCUUCGUCGUGGGCUGCUACCUCCUCUUCUUGGGUCUGUCUGUGUGGGCCUUGGAACACCGCCGCUUCGAGGGCCCCGAAGAUACAAGUGCAAGCGCGUCUACUGACGAGAACGACAACCCUAGUGACGAGUUAUACGGACUGCUCAAAACCCCGCGAGGAACGGAGUCAGUGGAGAUUGCGAUCCAGCCUUCGAGUGGCAAGCGCAACUUUGUUCCAGUCACGCUGGCAUUUGAGGACAUUUGGUACUCGGGAAUGCUGCAAAUUCUGAAGGGUGUCUCAGGGUUUGCGAGACCAGGAUUCAUGACCGCGCUAAUGGGGUCUUCCGGCGCUGGGAAAACCACGUUGAUGGACGUCAUCGCGCACCGCAAGACGGGAGGAUCUGUACGCGGACGAAUCCUGCUCAACGGCCACGAGGCGAGUGACUUGGCCAUGCGUCGCUGCACAGGGUACUGCGAGCAAACGGAUGUCCACUGCGAGGGCGCCACGUUCCGCGAGGCGCUCACCUUCAGUGCCUUUCUUCGACAGCCAGCAGACGUUCCGAGCAGCGUCAAGCGAGACACCGUCCGCGAGUGCCUCGAUCUGCUGGACCUGCACUCCAUCGCUGAUCGGAUUGUUCGUGGCGCGUCCAUGGAGCAACUCAAGCGCCUCACAGUCGGUGUCGAGCUAGCUGCUCAGCCGAGUAUCUUGUUCCUUGACGAACCUACCAGCGGAUUGGAUGCAGCCGCGGCGAAGACCAUCAUGGAGGGCGUGAAAAAGGUGGCGCGUUCUGGCCGAACCGUGAUCACGACAAUUCACCAGCCGUCGGCUGAAGUAUUCGGACUUUUCGACAGUGUGCUGCUGCUUCAACGUGGUGGACGAACCGUGUUCUUCGGUGAUGUAGGCCCACAGUGCCGCGACCUGGUGCAAUACUUUGAACAGCUCCCAGGCGUCUCUCCUCUUCAGCCGGAAGCCAACCCGGCCACGUGGAUGCUCGAGUGUAUUGGCGCGGGGGUAAACACAGGCGAUAAGAGCUCUGGAAAUGCCGCAGCGGUCGAUUUUGCGGACGUCUUCCAGUCUAGCAAGCUCCGCGAACAACUUGACGCUACGAUGAAAGAGCCUGGGGUUGCAUGCCCCUCUGAAAGCCAAGCUGAGCUGACGUUUGCCAGGAAGAGAGCUGCUGGACCACUCGUGCAGCUCCACUUUUUGGUGCAACGCAGCUUCAGAUCGUACUGGCGGACGGCGUCGUACAACAUCACUCGGGUGGGUAUAUCUCUCAUCUUGGCUCUCAUCUUUGGCAUUUCUUUUCUCGAGGCGGACUAUGGAUCGUACGCGGGCGCGAAUGCUGGUGUUGGAAUGCUCUUCAUCGCUACGGGCUUCAAUGGGAUCGUGUCAUUCUUUGGCGUACUACCUGUUGCGGUGGGCGACCGAGCUUCAUUCUACCGGGAGCGUGGCUCUCAGUGUUUCAGUGCUUUUUGGUACUUCGUCGCUGGGUCAAUCGUGGAGAUCCCUUACGUGUUCGCUAGCACCCUCCUCUUCUCGGUGAUCUUCUACCCCAUGGUCGGGUUCACGGGAGGUAUCGCGUCGGGGGCAUUGUUUUGGGUCAACACGGCGCUUCUGGUGUUGCUCCAAGUCUACAUGGGUCAGUUGCUGGCGUACGCACUACCGACGGCAGAGCUGGCGAUGGUGGUUGGUGUGGUGGUGAACACUGCCAGUUUCCUCUUCAUGGGUUUCAACCCGCCCGUGCACUCGAUCCCCGCAGGGUACAAGUGGCUCUACCAGAUCGUGCCGCUGCGGUAUUCCUUUAGCGCUCUCACCGCUCUCGUGUUCGCUGACUGCCCAGCCGCUGGGGACUCUGACAUCGGGUGCCAGGAGUUGCGCGACGCCCCCGUUACUCUCACGUUCUCGAAUGUCAAGGAGUACGUGGAGUACACGUUCGGUGCUCGCCACGACGAGUUUGUACGCAACAUGGGCGUGGUGGUGCUUAUCAUCGUCAUUCUGCGUAUUCUGGCUCUACUAGCGCUGCGCUUCAUCAACUACGAGCGGCGCUAG
Phytophthora sojae is the source of this 3759-nucleotide messenger RNA. RefSeq names its product pleiotropic drug resistance protein ABC superfamily. Lineage: Eukaryota; Oomycota; Peronosporomycetes; Peronosporales; Peronosporaceae. Gene Ontology annotation, cellular component: membrane. The record is from RefSeq and is a predicted model, not a curated record. The transcript has 3 exons. Gene Ontology annotation, molecular function: ATP hydrolysis activity; ABC-type transporter activity; ATP binding. The coding region runs from base 1 to 3759 and encodes 1252 amino acids.